Messenger RNA from Dipodomys spectabilis (banner-tailed kangaroo rat), 1129 nucleotides. It is a transcript of the gene Lypd3, whose product is annotated as LY6/PLAUR domain containing 3. Lineage: Eukaryota; Metazoa; Chordata; Mammalia; Rodentia; Heteromyidae. The record is from RefSeq and is a predicted model, not a curated record. The coding region runs from base 11 to 1081 and encodes 356 amino acids. The transcript has 5 exons. Gene Ontology annotation, cellular component: plasma membrane.
GGACGCAGCCAUGCUCCCCGCCAGGAAGGCGCAGGUCCCGGCCGCCACCCGAGGCGCAGGCCGGCUGCGGCUGCUGCUGCUGCUGCUGCUCCACCAAGGAGCCCAGGCGCUGGAGUGCUACAGCUGCGUGCAGAAGGCCGAUGACGGCUGCGCGCCGCACAGGAUGAAGGCGGUGAAGUGCCCGCCCGGCGUGGAAGUCUGCACCGAGGCCGUGGGGGCGGUGGAGACCAUUCACGGGCAGUUCUCAGUGGCAGUGAGGGGCUGCGGUUCGGGACUCCCCGGCAAGAAUGACCGCGGACUGGACCUUCACGGGCUCCUGGCCUUCAUCCAGCUGCAGCAGUGUGCCCAGGACCGAUGCAACGCCAAGCUCAACCUCACCUCUCGCGGGCUAACCCCUGCAGGCAACGAGAGCGCCUACGAGCCCAACGGGGUCGAGUGCUACAGCUGCGUGGGGCUCAGCCGGGAGCAGUGCCGGGGCUCGGCGCCGCCCGUCGUGAGCUGCUACAACGCCAGCGACCGCGCCUACACGGGCUGUUUCGACGGCAACGUCACCUUGACGGCAGCGAAUGUGACGGUGUCCCUGCCGGUGCGGGGCUGCGUGCAGGACGAGGAGUGCACGCGGGACGGGGUGACGGGCCCGGGGUUCACCCUCAGCGGCUCCUGCUGCCAGGGCCCGCGCUGUAACUCCGACCUCCGCAACAAGACCUACUUCUCCGCCCGGAUCCCCCCGCUCGUGCUGCUGCCCGCCUCGACCUCCGCCGCGCCGGCGCCGACCACGCGGGCCGCCGCCCCCUCCUCGCGCCCCGCCUCCACCCCGGCCCCCGCCACCCGCGCCGCCGCCGCCGCCACCCCCGCCGCCGCCGCCAGCCAGCCGCCUCCCAGGGCCGCCGACCCCGAGGUCAUCCCGGAGAAGGACCUCUGGUUGGAGGGAGGGGCCGCGGGCCACCAGGACCGCAGUAAUGUGGAGCAGCACCCCGGAAAAGGCGGGGUUCCGAACACCCCUCAUAGUAAAGGCCCCGGGGCUGCUGCGGUUGGCGUGGCGACGCUCCUAGUGGCCGCGGCCGCUGGUGUCCUCCUGUGACUUUCCGGCUAAGGAGUCUUUGCGGCCUUGGGGUCCGCGCGGCCGAGA